AUGUGGAUCUUUUUUUGGAGCGAGCUGCGAGGUGUGCUGCUUAUUUCCCCUGAUGAAAUAGUGGAGCAAUAAUCCCCCGAGGUAAUUUUUAAUCCGAAUUCUUUGGGCAUCCGAACAACUUUUGAGAGUCUAGAUUCAAACGGGCCGUGCUCCCCUCCUUCUUCUACCAACUCUUACAUACACAGGUAAGCGUUGCUGAACUCAGUAACCUUCACCUCCCUCUCCUCGCAUCGCCCCAAGUCAGCGCCCGGGAGCGACGCCAGAUUCCCGAGUCUCGUGACAUCUUCUGUCUUCAUUGCCUCCCGGCCCUGCAAACUCUCGUGCUUUUUAAAUACACGCUGAGAUCCUCAGUCCUCCUUAAACUAGCGGGCUGCGGUUGUGCGCUGCAAAUCCGGCGUUUUUACUCGGGAGUAAAAAAACCCCCACCGCACUUGCUUCGCAAACAUGCAAAGGAGGUUUAGGAUCCUUUCCAAAUCUCUCCAGGGAACCCAACCGAUUUAAGCGCAAAACGGCUUGCAGGAAAGCGUUCUUCCAAGCACACGCCCCGCCAGAAUUUGCAGCAAAUUGGGGCGAGGGGCGGCGUUUGCACUGCGAAGGCGUCGCUUCCGAAACGGAUCUGCGAAGUCUUUUGGCUUGCACUCCCUAGUCGGAAGUGAGCCCCAUUAAAACUCGACGGGGCUUUACUCCCAGGUAAAGAAGUGUGCAAUGGAAAGCAUUGCAUGUUCGUCAAAUUAUCCACACAAGUGGCAAACCGCCAGCAGUGAGCUCUCUAGACGGAUUAUAUCCCCCAAAUAGCUUUUUUUUUUUUUUUUUUUUGCAGUGCGGAAGAAACCGAGGCGGAUCCUGAACAAAACGCUCCCACACACCCCAAGAAGACAGAGUUUGUGUGCAGGUGUGUGUGUAAACAUCAGCCAACGGCCGCCGACUAGACGGCACCGCGAGGCCCCGAUCCCUUGCACGCCUUACUCGCAAGUAAGCCCCACUGAUUCCAAAGGGGUAGCAAGCUUGCGCACCGGCCUUGCAGACGCCGGCUAAGGCGCACGGAAAAGCAAGCCAGCGCUGCUUCUCCGGGGAAGUGCAGGGGUGCGCGCGCGCGCGCAAUAUACACAUAUACACAACCCAGCAGCUCUGCAGGGCGCGCGGCUCGCUCGCCACUACACCUCCCGACUUUUACUAUGUUUACUUCCGCCGGCCCCGUGCGGCGGGCGCGCGUAACGUAAAGAAAGAGGCGGCCGGGCUGAAUUAAACCGGCCCAGCGUCAGCUGCUGCCGUUACCGCCCCUCCUCCCCGCGCCUUUAACGCAGUGCAGAGCGCGAGCUGCGGGCGCGCCUCUUGCAAAAGAAACCCCCCCUUCCUUCUCUCCCCAUUGCUUUUUGCCAGCCCGAGACCCCUUCCCCAGUCGACCCCCCACUUCUGGCCGCCGGCUUCCGAGCCUUUCCCCGCCGCCACCCCCGGGUGGAGCGAGGGAGCGAGCGGGGAAGGCGGUACCCCCCCUCCCCUCUCCAAGACGCGCGUUUCCUCCUCCUCCUCGUCUCCUCCCAGCUCCUUGUUGCAGCCCGUAUGCAAACCUCGGCUCCACAGUUGGCGGGAAAAAGGAGGCGGAGCGCUUAGCCCGGCAAACCUAUAAAAGGCCUGGCGCGCUGGAGUCAUCACUACUUUGCUUUCGCAGAGCCGAGGGGAGGGUCCGGCUCGGCUUGGGAAAGGUGCCGCCGCCGCUGCUGCCGCUACUACUACAAUCUUACUACUGUUGCCGCCGCUGCCGCCGCCUUUGCGGGGAAGAAAUAAAUAAAUAAAUACCCCACCGAGGGCGCGCGCCUGUCCGCCGUCACCCCGCUGCGCGCGCCUCGGCGCGCCCCCCUUACCUAUUCCUUCUCUUACAUCCCAGGGCGCUGCUCCUUUUUUAUAUAUAAUUAAAGGCUUAUUUUUUGGACUCUUGAAAUCCAACGCGCACUACCAAGAACUCUUCGAACCCGGCUUGCUGCAUCGCUCCCUGGGAUUUACAACCGAGAUCUUUGGACGGACUGCUUUUGCUUUUUUUUUUGCUUUUUGAGGGAUUUACAAGGAAAGGGGGGGGGGCCGAGCAGAUUGCCGUCCCCCACUUGGUGGCUUUUUUCUUUUUAAACCUGCGUUCGUUGGCUCCCCUUUUCUCAUAGAUAUAUCCGCAACGUCCCAAAUAAUCGACCCGCUGUCUUUUUUAGCCGGGACCUGGGAGGAACCGGUAAGUCCGGCUUAUUAUUAUUAUUAUUAUUAUUCUGCCAGGAUCUCUCUGGCUUGCUCUUUCUUGGUGCGUGUGGAUUUUUUUUUGAGAGGCGGGAUAUCUGAAUUUCGCUUAGGCGAAAGUGAUCGGUUGUCUCCAGCGUGUCCGAGAGUAGCAGCCCGGCUCGCAUUUUAUUUAUUCCUCUUUCAAAGGAGGCGGGCUCCCAGCGAGCUUUGAGAAGGGGGAUUUUGCUGAAGAGCUAAUUUUGCAUUGUUAGUACUGUAGUGGACCUAGAUUUCUUGGGGGAAGCGUCAAGAUAUACCGCUUCCUCUCCUGUUGAAGCUUUGCAUUGAAAUUGCAUUUGCAAGCUGCUAGUAAUUUGUUCUUGCGCUUCGCGCGUGGAGAGGUUGGGGUGGGGACCCAGUUUCAGGAAAAUUGGGGGGGUCUCUCUUAAUCCCCCGCCCGCCUGCCCCGGGGUGGAGAGGAGGGGAGGUUCAUGUGUUGCGCGGUCCUAAGAGGACUCUUGCAGAAAGGUUGCUUCGAACCCGUUUUGGGAGGAAGGAAAAGGGAGACCUUAAGAGGAAACAUUCCUCUUGGCGGACGCAGGAUCCUUCGCCAGGGCGCCGCCUGGGUUAAUACCCCCGGAUAUACUCCAGUGGGGCAGACGGGGGGAGGUACGACGGUACCUCGGGGCGCUUGUACUCCGAAGGGGCGGGGAGCCGGAGCGCCGCAGGCUCGUGGGGGCGGCAGGAGAUGGGAGUGAAUCCCAAGUGGAUUUUUUUUUUUAAGGUGGCGCCGGUUCGAAUCCCGGGGACUCUCGGAUUGAGCCGGAGUACUCAUUCACAGAGCAAAUUUAUGCGUGUCUCGUCGGGGGUGGGGGGUGGGUGCCUGACGGGGCCUCGCUUGGCGUGGGUGACACUAGAUACCGGAUCCUUUCCCCCCCCCCUGUGUCCGAGGUAUAGGCUCGCAAUGCAUUGUGCGUUCGGGACGGCUCUCACCGCGCAUUGCGAUUUUCGGUGCGCGCCGACGGUGGGGGCUGCCUGGCGGCCGCGGGUGGGCGUUUUGCUUCGGAAAGGAGGCGGGAGCCGGGCUCUGGCAAGCCCGUUCCUCCUCCUCACGUCGAAGGCGCUUUAGCCGACGGGUAGCAGGGAACUCAACGAAGCCGCCUUAUCAGCGUCGGAAGCGGAGGACGCGUUGCAUUGAACUGAGCGGGGAAACCUGGCGAGGGUGUCGCCGUGCGCCCCGGCUCUACCAGCCGGGAUGACCCUCGUUAACUUGGGGGGGCGCUGCCUUCCUGACUUGUCUCUUAGGUAACUCGUACUCCCCGCCCCCCAUUUCCAGGCGUUCUCAUGCGCCUCGACGGUUGUGCAUGCAGACGCGGAGUAGUUAGUCCGGGUUACUUUACCCCGCUAUUUUGUGUGCGUGUGUUUUGCGGAGUCAGUCGGAGAGGGGCAUGCAUGGGAUCGGGGCCCCCGCAGCAGCCCACAGCUAACCGGUUCCCCGUCUUCUCCCCGCCCCUUUUAGGCACUGUCCCCAGCCACCAUGCCUCUGACGGUGCCCAGCUUCAGCCGGGCAUACGAUUACGACUAUGACUCGGUGCAGCCGUACUUCUACUUCGAAGACGAGGAGGAGAACUUCUACCUGACGGGGCACCACCGCGGCUGCGAGUUGCAGCCGCCCGCGCCGUCGGAGGACAUCUGGAAGAAGUUCGAGCUGCUUCCCACGCCGCCUCUGUCGCCCAGCCGCCGCUCGAGCUGCUUCCCGUCCAGCGCCGACCAGCUGGAGAUGGUGACGGAGCUGCUGGGCAGCGACGUGGUCAACCAGAGCUUCAUCUGCGACCCGGGCGACGACGCCUUCGUCAAGUCCAUCAUCAUCCAGGACUGCAUGUGGAGCGGGGGCUCCACCGCCGCCAAGCUCCAGCAGGUCGUCUCCGAGAAGCUCGCCUCCUACCAGGCCGCCCGGAGGGACGGCGCGGCCGCGGCGCGCAGCGGCAGCCUCCCGCAGCCUUCCCCGACGGCGCCCGCCGCCGCUUCCUCCUCCUCGGCUUCCUCGUCCGCUGCCUCUUCCGCCGCCGCGUCUCCCAGCAGCGCCUACCUGCAAGACCUGGGCGCCACGGCUGCCGAGUGCAUCGACCCGUCCGUCGUCUUUCCGUACCCGCUGAGCGAGAAGCCCCCCAAAGUUGAGGCCGCCUCCCCGGAGCCUAGCCCGGCUCCCUUGCUGGUUCAGGACACGCCGCCCACCACAAGCAGCAGCAGCGACUCUGGUGAGUAGCAGCGAUACUGCCCCCUCUGGACAUCCUUUCUUUUUUGGGGGGGGGGAGGUUAGUGCAUUGACUGCAGUGACCCUAAAUAUGCAGGUGGGGGGGGUCCAGAGUUGGAGAGGAGGGCUGAGCAAUUUGGGGGUGUGGGGGUGUGUGGAGAGCAUGGCUAGACACUUGGUUAGGAUUAGAAAGGCGUGAAAUAUUGGGUGUUUGCCAGUUUCCAAGCGGUUAGGGGAAUUGGAAAGGGGGGGUGAAGCCACUUUCCUUUCGUGCAGACUGAAGGUUGCAGCCGGUGCUGGCCCUCCUCAGAGUAGACCCAUUGAGAUGAAUGGAGGUGGCUGGCUUGGUUCCAUUGAUUUCAUGGGGUCUGCUUUGAGGAGGGACCUAGCUGCAUUCCACCCUCAGGCUGUUCCCACCCCCACACUGAUCAAAGGUGUGCACUGCAAAUCUCCCUGCAAAAGCAUCUGCAGGCCCAAAGUUAUCUGUUACCUCCUCCUGGCCCUCCUACAAUCCCAUCUCCAGCCAACUUCACCCAGGGCAUAUGAAGUGGUCAGCUGCCUUUUAGCAGGAAAAAAAGGUGCAAUGAAGUCCUCAUUCUAGCCAUUCGUCAUCCCUGGCCCCUCUUAUUGGAGGGUUGUGUGUUUGUGAAUGAAUGUUCCCAUUGUGCAGAUGGGAACACUGAUCCUGAGCCCUAAGACUUGGAAGGAUUUGAAACCUAGAGAUAUGACUGUUAAGUCAUAACUGCAUCCUAUCCAGGCUUAAUAAACUGUGGAGGAGAGAGGAACAAACUCUUGCUCUGUGAAGUUAGGUUUGACUGUGAUAUUCAGUAGUGACAUACAUUUUAAAAGGAAAACUCUGUUCAGAGAAUAAAAGGCCUUGACUCUCUCCUUUACCUGCUUUGCAAAUGUUUUGGUAUCGGGGACUUUCCCUGGAGGGGUGGCUGGCUGGGGAGAACAGCUAACACAUUAUUUUUUUCUGGGUUUGUUCACACUGGAACUUCUGUUAAACCUUUGAGAUAGCUAAAUCCUAAUGGAAUGCGUUGUAUUUCUUUUCCGCCAUGCACUGGCUGAUAGGAAUAUCUUCGUCUUUCCUUCUCCCCCCCUCCCUUCCAAUUUAAAAAAAUAAUAAUUUCAAGUUCCUCCCCCUUCUAGCAUAUGUGUGUGUUCUCAUCUCUUUUUCUCCUUCCAUUUUUAAAAAAUGCCACGUUAGCAACACACAUGGCUGGGCUUCCCAGGAAUUGAAUUUCCUGGAGAAAGUCGACCAGGGAGGAAUGGGGGAAAGGAGGCAGCCCCUGCUGCUUAGAUUUCAUAAUGGGGUCAGGGCAGGUCGUUGGAGCGGGAAUUUUAAACCCACGGGCUACCCUGCAAUCAAAUAUAUCUCCUACUUGUGUUUCCCAUGUGGUGGUGGAGAGUAAACUGAGAGAGAGUUAGGGAGCGCAGUUCAACAGGUGCAGAGAAAUUUCUGGGGUGGAGUAGGAGAAAGUUUUCAAGGUGCUCCGAAGAAUCCCAGCCUGCGUGUUGUGUAAGCUUUUAAGGGCGCGGCUGCAUCACCUUCAAGGCUGUCACUCUCCUGCCUUGAGCGCUUGCAUCAACCUGUCCCAAUUCUCACAGUGCAUCUUUUCCCAACGCAAGCAGUCCUGACCUCCUGUAGGUACCAGGCUUGACAUGUCAUGUGUGAACAGGGCCGUUGGGGGCAUGGCCAGCAGCAGCCGUUUUGGGGUGCUUUGCCAGGAAUUCCUGCCUUCCCUAAUGGGGAUCCUCCUGUUCUUAAGAUCUGUUAGUGGAGGCAAGCUAAGGGGGUUUCCUUCCGUGGGCAAAAUGCUGAACCAAACGCUCGCCUUCUGUCUUUGGUGAACUGCUGUUCCAGAAUUGUGCAAUCCUGCAAUUUCAACAUAGGGAGAUCUGAAAGCCAGGAGACAGUUAACAGUCCUCUGAGGAGUGCAAUGCCAUCUAAACAACCAUCUUUCUUUUGUUGCAUAACAAAAUUACAGUUCCUAGCAAGAAGGGGAGAAUGCAGACUUGCUCCUGAAAGCAGAGCAAUAUCCCGCCCCCCCGCCCCGGCUUGGUUUAAAGCAGGGUUUUCCCAGCUGUUUUUGGACUACAACUCCCAUCAUCCCUAGCUAGCAGGACCAGUGGUCAUGGAUGAUGGGAAUUGUAGUCCAAAAACAGCUGGGAGACUCCUGGUUUAAGAAGACGAACUCCCAUCAGUCCAAGCCAAUAUGGCCAAUGGCCAGGGAUGAUGGGAGUUGUAGUUCAGCAACUCUCCAACCUGUGAGUCAGGAAUAUUGAGCUGGGUGGAGCAAGGUUGUUACCACUGUUCUGGGGAUAAGCCAUGCAAUAUUGAGUAGAUACUUCUGUUGCCUAAAUCAGGGUUUCCCAAACUUGGACCCCCAGCUGUUUUUGGACUACAAUUCCCAUCAUCCCUAGCUAGCAGGACCAGUGGUCAUGGAUGAUGGGAGUUGUAGUCCAAAAACAGCUGGAAACACUGGUUUAACUUGUAUAACUGUAAAUAGGCUGUUGUUGUUUUAAAAAAACUUACCUUGUUUUUUCUUGUGUUUCUCUUUUCCCCCAGAAGAGGAAGAGGAGCAAGAAGAGGAAGAGGAGGAAGAAAUUGAUGUGGUUACAGUAGAGAAAAGGCAGCCCGCGUCGAGGAAAUCGGAGUCCGGUACGCACAGGAAGCCCCACCACAGUCCCCUGGUCCUUAAGCGGUGUCACGUCCCCAUCCACCAGCACAACUAUGCUGCCCCUCCGUCCACCCGCGUCGAAUACCCGUCCGCCAAGCGGCUAAAGUUGGACAGUGGCCGAGUCCUCAAACAGAUCAGCAACAACCGCAAAUGCUCAAGUCCGCGCACCUCGGACUCCGAAGAGAACGACAAGAGGAGGACGCACAACGUCUUGGAGCGCCAGCGGCGGAAUGAGCUGAAGCUGAGCUUCUUCGCCUUGCGAGACCAGAUCCCUGAAGUAGCCAACAACGAAAAGGCCCCGAAAGUCGUCAUCCUCAAGAAGGCCACGGAGUACGUCUUGUCCAUCCAGUCGGACGAGCAUAGACUGUUAGCCGAAAAGGAACAACUGCGGAGGAGGCAGGAGCAGUUGAAAAGCAAACUCCAGCAGCUCAGGAACUCUUGUGUUUGA
This is a messenger RNA of Podarcis lilfordi (Lilford's wall lizard), 7588 nucleotides long. Lineage: Eukaryota; Metazoa; Chordata; Lepidosauria; Squamata; Lacertidae. The record is from the annotation of a GenBank genome assembly.